Molecule: messenger RNA, 1912 nt
Organism: Mercurialis annua (annual mercury)
Lineage: Eukaryota; Viridiplantae; Streptophyta; Magnoliopsida; Malpighiales; Euphorbiaceae
Exons: 5
Coding region: 186-1289 (367 amino acids)
Biological process (GO): base-excision repair
Molecular function (GO): DNA-3-methyladenine glycosylase activity
Source: RefSeq, a predicted model, not a curated record
AGCCCUGGAUUGGAUCGUGCAAGUAACAUAAAAGUAAUGCCAAUGGAGACAGGUUGUAUGGCAGAUCCCAACCUCUCCAUGUUACAUCUUCAGAUAUUCCCUUCUUUAUAUAUUAUCUCAAUCAUAUAAAUCUUAUAUAAUUCUCAUUUCAUUUCAUCUCAUCCUUACAUUGAACCUACAAAACAAUGUGUACCUCUCAGGCUAAGGUCACAAUUGGCAUCGAGAUGACUCCAUCCAUGCCCAAUAUCAAUGGCCGCCCGGUGCUUCAGCCAUCAUGCAACCGUGUUCCGACCUUAAAUAGGCGUAAUUCUUUCAAGAAUAAUUCACCUCCGCCCCCGCCACCAACGCCACCAACUAUUCCAAACUCAAAGUCGCCGAGGCUUCCGGCUACUAAGAGAGGAAGUGAUCCUAAUGGCUUGAAUUCAAGUUCUGAAAAGGUGGCAAUUCCAUCAACAACGCGUCGUCUAGAGAGGAAGAAGUCGAAAAGUUUUAAAGAAACUGUAUUACUCUCUUCUUCAUUGAGUUAUUCUUCGUCUUUGUUCGUCGAGUCACCGGGGAGUUUUGCCGAGGUGAGAAGACAAGAAAUGGCAGUUGAGCAUGCACAAAGAAAGAUGAGAACUGCUCAUUAUGGAAGAUCCAAGUCUGCCAAGUUUGAACCUAAUCUUACCAAAUCUGAUGAACAACAAGAAAAGAGAUCAUGCACCUUCAUUACGCCCAACUCUGAUCCCAUCUAUGUUGCUUACCAUGAUGAUGAGUGGGGAGUUCCUGUCCAUAAUGACCAGUUGUUGUUUGAAUUACUAGUUCUCAGCGGUGCUCAAGUUGGUUCAGACUGGACUUCAAUCUUAAGAAAACGCCAGCAUUUUAGGGACGCAUUUUCAGGAUUUGAUGCAGAAAUUGUGGCUAACAUCACUGAAAAGCAAAUGAUAUCAAUCAGUGUAGAAUAUGAGAUUGAUAUAACCAAAAUUCGAGGCAUUGUGGACAACUCUAACAGAAUUCUUCAGAUUAAAAAGGAAUUUGGAUCAUUUGAGAAGUACAUAUGGGGAUUUGUAAACAACAAGCCUAUCUCAACCAACUACAAAUUCGGGCACAAGAUUGCAGCGAAGACUUCAAAAUCAGAGGCUAUAAGUAAAGACAUGAUCAAACGAGGGUUUAAAUUGGUUGGUCCGACCAUGGUUCACUCAUUCAUGCAAGCCGCUGGCUUGACCAAUGAUCACUUGAUCACUUGCCACAGGCACAUACCAUGCACCCUAUUGGCUGCACACCGCCCGACCGAACCACAAGCUCCGUAAUGGAAUCACUAAUAAUAAAGCCAUAAUGAAUUAAUCUCUUUUAAUUUCAGAAACUAAAGGAGAUUAGUUCAUUAUGGCCUAUAAUUCAAAUGAUAUAAAUGUUAGAUAGCAAAUUGAUAGGUUGUGAGUUCGAUUUUUCCUACAAACACUCCCUUUUCAAUUAUAAAAAAAAAAAUUGUGAAAAAUAAUUUAAAAAGGGUUUGAUUUUUUUGGUUCUUUUUUUUAUGCUAGUUUGUGUUGAUUUAGGCCAGAGUGUUAAUUAAUUUACGGGAUAAUUAUUAUAAUCCUGAAAUUAGCAUUGUGACAGGCAGCAUGUGCAAUUGGGAGGCAAUGCCAUGUGUCUGUGUCAGCUUUAUUUUUUAUUAUUCUUACUUGUCAAACUUGCAUUAUUUGGAUUACCUUUGAAAGAUGCUUGCAGUUGCAGAGGAGAAAAUGGGACCACCUAUUCAACUUGUAAAUUGUAAUCAUUCUCCUCUCUCUUUUACUUUGGAUUUGAGUUGUAAAUUUGUAAUCUUAAUUUUACUCUCCUUUUUCUGACCUUUCGUGGGGAAUACUACAACCCCCAAUGGAAAUUGUAAUUUGGAUGUGGUUAAUUUGAAUUAUUUUUACAAAUAUACAUUUUA